UGUGAGGGAGAGAGGGAGGGAGGAAGGAGGACAGAACAAGAGAGAGUCGUCUGAUCGAUCAGCCCAGCCUAGUCCCAAGAGAGACUGAAGCUGUAGAGGAGAAACAACGUGACUGGAAUGGAGUUGGGUCUUCUGCUGUGGUUGCUUUUGACCUUUCCGGGAAGCACAUCAGCAGUGCCAGACCAUUACAGUACAGCUGUGGAUUGGUUGAGCAGGUAUGGCUACCUUCCUCCUCCUGACCCGCGCACAAGUCAACUGCAGACUAAAGACGGGAUUGAGAAAGCCAUUCGUGUCAUGCAGAGAUUUGGCGGAGUCCACGAAACUGGGGUGCUCGACAGUGAAACCCUCAAACUCAUGUCCACGCCACGAUGCUCUCUGCCUGAUAUUGUUGGUAAUGAGGACAUGCUGAGGAGGAAGAGGAGGAGGAAAAGAUAUGCCUUGUCAGGCCUCAAGUGGCACAAGACAGACCUCACAUGGAGUGUCCACAGCUACCCAUCAGCCUCUCUCUCACCCAGCAUGCCUGACAAUGUGGUGGACAACAUCCUGACUCACGCCUUCAAAGCCUGGAGCGACGCCGCCCCCUUGAGUUUCCGUCGGCUGCCGGGUGACAGCGGGCGAGCGGGAGCUGGAGUGGACAUCAGAGUGACUUUUGCUCGCUUGCUUCACAACGAUGGGUACCCUUUUGACGGGCAGGGUGGCACCCUGGCCCACGCCUUCUUCCCCGGCAGAGAUGAAGUGGCGGGUGACACACACUUUGAUGAUGAUGAGAUCUGGAACUAUGGAGGUCACAGCAGUGGCAGCACAGACCUGUUCACAGUUGCGGUGCACGAGUUUGGCCACGCGCUGGGCCUGUUCCAUUCCUCCACUGAUCCGUCCAUCAUGAGGCCGUACUACCAAGGUCCUGUAGGAGACAUUCAAAACUUCCGGUUGGCCCUUGAUGACAAGUUGGCCAUCCAGCAGCUUUAUGGUGUGAAGGAUGGGGAACCAAAGGGGGGUGUUGAUCCAGACCUCCCACGCCUGCCCAGUCCACCUCCUCCAAGACCAACACAGCAUUCUGACCCCUUAUUCCAUGAGCGCUGUCAGGGAGGCUUUGACGCAGUCGCAAAUAUCAGGGGAGAGGUCUUCUUUUUUAAAGGUGAACAGUUCUGGAGAAUUAAGCAAGACAAGUCUUUGGUGUCCCUCAAUCCGGCUCAGAUCAAAAACUUCUGGAUCGGCCUCCCGCCAGGAACCAAUAAAGUUGACGCUGUGUACGAGAGAAAAAGCGACAGUAGAAUUAUCUUCUUUAUUGGAUCUCAGUACUGGGUUUUUAAGGACACAGAGGCUAUGAGCGGCUACCCUCGGCCCCUCUCCGAUUGGGGCAUGAGGACAAAGAACGGGGUGCUGGUGGACAGAGUGGAAGCAGCCUUCAUCUGGGCCCACAACGGCAAGACCUACCUGUUCAGUGGUGGAGAGUUUUGGAGGUUUGAUGAGAGCCGUGUGGGAGAACAGGUGACCAGACAGCCAGAGUCGGGUUACCCGCGGGACAACAGCCUCUGGGAGGGAGUGCCCACCCAUAUGGAUGACAUCAUCAGCUGGGGAGAAGGAGAUGCCUACUUCUUCAAGGACAACCUUUACUGGGUGCUGCAGAACGGAAGACUGAACCAAGCUGUCGUCACUCCUAAAUCCAUCGCUGUAGACUGGCUCAGAUGUCCAGCUCCUCCGCCUGCAACCUCCCGUCCUCGAUCCCCGAAGGAGUGCCACUGUGACUUGAAUGCGUCACCACCAUUUCUAAGAGGCAGCUGGCUCCUCCUGAUCUCGGUUAUAAUUUUUAUCAAGGAAUUUGUCAGAGAAUAGAUGGAUGGAAUUUGUUUGAAACAACGUGGCUGUUUAUGUGCUGCUUCUGUUGUUCCACAGGAAGGUUAUAGAGGCUCUUUACAUCAUUAAACUUGCAGAGUAUUACAAGCCACAAGCUGCUUUCAAGUUACACAUUUUGUCAUAAAAUUUUAAAUAUCCACCUGAUGUUUUAGCAUAAGACCAGUGUCACUGCAAAUACAUUCCCUCUUUCAGAACACUUUGCUGAUCCAUGAAAAUGAGCUGCUUGUGUCCCAAAUCCUUCACUGCUCACUAUUAGCCCACUACAUGGUGAGUUGUGAAUGAUUUCGGACACGGCCU
Molecule: messenger RNA, 2151 nt
Organism: Etheostoma cragini (Arkansas darter)
Lineage: Eukaryota; Metazoa; Chordata; Actinopteri; Perciformes; Percidae
Gene: mmp25b
Product: matrix metallopeptidase 25b
Exons: 11
Coding region: 118-1833 (571 amino acids)
Biological process (GO): extracellular matrix organization; collagen catabolic process; proteolysis
Cellular component (GO): extracellular matrix
Molecular function (GO): zinc ion binding; metalloendopeptidase activity
Source: RefSeq, a predicted model, not a curated record